This is a messenger RNA of Ophidiomyces ophidiicola, 990 nucleotides long. It is a transcript of the gene MNN11, whose product is annotated as putative alpha-1,6-mannosyltransferase mnn11. Bases 1 to 990 code for a protein of 329 amino acids. The record is from RefSeq and is a predicted model, not a curated record. NCBI's taxonomy places the organism in Eukaryota, Fungi, Ascomycota, Eurotiomycetes, Onygenales, Onygenaceae. Gene Ontology annotation, molecular function: alpha-1,6-mannosyltransferase activity. Gene Ontology annotation, cellular component: Golgi membrane; mannan polymerase complex. Gene Ontology annotation, biological process: protein N-linked glycosylation. The transcript has 3 exons.
AUGCAGUUCGCUUUACCUCCGCGAAAGACUUCGCAUCCUCCCCUGUACGCCCGACCCUCGUCAUCAUCAGCCCUACGAUAUCGACAGUUAAAGGCGCUGGCUGUGAUCGUGUUUGGGGUUUUGUCUGUUUUUUUCUUGAUCUCGCGUGUAUUUUCCUUCGACAGAUCUUCUUCGUCGGUGUCUGUGCAGAGUGGGCCAAUUGUUGUGCUGGUCACGGUCUUGGACGAAAAGAAGUUUAGUGACAAAUAUAUCCAGCGGAUCAAACAAAAUCGCGAAGACUAUGCUAAACGUCACGCAAUGGCUGAUGUCGAUGGACCAACAGGUUAUGCCACCUUCUAUGCCAGCACGUCUGAAUAUACCUCCGUCUUAGAGGGAGCCCCUCAGAGUUGGGCGAUCGUUCCGGCGCUUCGCCAUGCCAUGGCAUUGUAUUCUGGAAGCACGUACUUUUUCCACCUUUCUCCUCAUUCUCUCAUUAUGGAGCCUACGAUGCCGAUUGCGUCCAAUCUCCUUGAACCGAAGAAGCUAGGUUCACUUAUGAUGAAAGAUGUUCCGGUUGUGCCCCCGGACAGUGUCAUCAAGACUUUCAGCCAUUUGUCUAGCAAGGAUGUCGACCUGGUUAUUACGCAGGACGGAGAGAAUAUUUCAACUGGAAGCUUCGUUCUCAAGCAAGGGGAAUGGGCUAAGUAUUUUCUGGAUGUCUGGUUUGACCCCUUAUAUCGCCGUUAUAACUUCGCAAAAGCUGAAAUUCAUGCUCUUGACCACAUUGUCCAAUGGCAUCCAACGAUCCUUGCAAAGCUCGCCCUUGUUCCUCAACGCCUAUUGAACGCUUACAGUCCAGUAUCACAGAAACCGAGUCCAGACGGUGUCUAUCGCGAAGGUGAUUUCAUCAUUAGAUUUAAAGACUGUGAAGUCGGCUCGAAUUUGAAAUGCGAGAAUGAAAUGGAUGCAUAUUUCCAGCAAUGGCUAAGAAAAGCCGGCAGUCAUAGCUAA